Molecule: messenger RNA, 3541 nt
Organism: Hypomesus transpacificus
Lineage: Eukaryota; Metazoa; Chordata; Actinopteri; Osmeriformes; Osmeridae
Gene: slc38a12
Product: transmembrane protein 104
Exons: 10
Coding region: 455-1930 (491 amino acids)
Source: RefSeq, a predicted model, not a curated record
UCUAGACUUGUAUCGGGUGUAGGUAGUUCAAGAGCAAAUAUGUUAUAUUAACGGACUUUGAAAACUGGACGCGACGAAUUUACCCAUUUGAACCACCAUAUCAGAAAGAUGAAGUAUUGAGCACAACGAAGAAGACGGCAUUUAAAGUUUGGGUUAAUUGGUUAUCGGGAAUGUCCUGAGAUACAAAACUAAGUGCAACAAACAUUAGCUAGUGCUAGCCGCUUUAGCACAAUCGAAGUAGCGAAGGAUCCACUUCACAAGUCAUAAGCAACUUAAUUUAUCUUUUGCCUAUUUCCCCACAAUAACCUUUGGUACUAGUCAAUCAAGACUGGACAUAUGCCAUUUUGGAUAGCCGUUAUUUCGAAUCAGCUGGCUGGCUGGCUGCACGGUUAUAGCCAGUUGUAUUUGGAGGAAGAUUGUGACCGGCGAGAGUGUCCGUCCACCCCUCCCCGCCAUGGCUGGUGGUAUCACCGAGAGCGGUGAGCCAUACUCUCCGUUUGUGGGGCUAGUGUACAUGUUCAACCUGAUCGUGGGCACCGGGGCGUUGACCAUGCCCAGGGCCUUUGCCACGGCUGGCUGGGUGGUCAGUCUGGCGCUCAUCUCCUUUCUGGCCUUCAUGAGCUACAUGAACACCACGUUCGUGAUCGAGGCGAUGGCUUCAGCCAAUGCUCAGCUGCGCUGGAAGAGGAGAGAGCAGGAGGAGGUGGAAGACAGCGACUCUACCUCUGAUUACUCUGACGAUGAUGUCAUCAUCAGGGGACGGCCGGAGGCAAGGCCGAUUUUGUCCAUCCAGAGGUCUGGAGGCCCAGUGGAUCAGUUUGACAUCGUGGAGCGUGUGGAGAUGGGGCAGAUGGCCUCCAUGUUCUUCAACAAAGUGGGAGUCAACAUGUUCUACAUCUGCAUCAUCGUGUACCUGUAUGGAGACCUGGCCAUCUACGCUGCUGCAGUGCCUCUGUCCCUCAUGGAGGUGGCCUGUGGGAACCAGUCGUGCAGUGCAGGCAGUGUGCAGUACAACGACACAGAUGUGUGUUGGGGAUCGAUCAGCAGAUUAAACGCAUACAGAGUCUUCCUGAGUGUUUUCACCGUGAUGAUGGGUCCGUUCACCUUCUUCAACGCUCAGAAGACCAAGUAUCUCCAGAUCCUCACCUCCCUCAUGCGCUGGAUAGCGUUCACCAUGAUGAUCAUCCUGGCUCUGAUCCGCAUCGCUGGAGGCCGUGGUGAAGGACGGCCCCCAGUCGCCCAGCUCUCCGGUGUCCCCAACCUGUUUGGGGUGUGCGUCUACUCCUUCAUGUGCCAGCACUCUCUCCCCUCGCUGGUCACGCCCAUCUCUGACAAGACGCGCGUGGGCGCCCUGGUGGUGACGGACUACAUCCUCAUCCUGGCCUUCUACUCCCUCCUCUCCUUCACCGCCAUCUUCUGCUUCGACUCCUCGCUCCUCCACGACAUGUACACGCUCAACUUCACCGACAACUGCGACGUGCUGAACGUCCCGGCGCUGCGCUAUUUCCUGGGGCUGUUCCCUGUCUUCACCAUCAGCACCAACUUCCCCAUCAUCGCCGUGACGCUGCGCAACAACUGGAAGACGCUGUUUCACCGCGACGGCGGGACCUAUCCCUGGGUGGUGGACCGCCUGGUGUUCCCCCUCAUUACGCUGGUGCCCCCGGUCAUCGUGGCGUUCUGCACCCACAACCUGGAGUCCCUGGUGGGCAUCACGGGCGCCUACGCCGGCACGGGGAUCCAGUACGUGAUCCCGGCGCUGCUUGUGUUCUUCAGCCGGAGGCAUCUGGAGCCGGUGGUGGGCAGGGAGGCGGUGAACAAGCACCGGUCGCCCUUCAGACACGCCUUCUGGGUGUGGUUCGUGGUCGUCUGGGCAGCCUUCUGCCUCAUGUUUGUCACGGCUAACAUCAUACUGACGGAUACGAAGAAGUAGAGGAGGGAAAUAGGGAAGACUCAGUGACUGUGUGUCUCUACGUCUCUCUACGUCUCUCUCUCUCUCUGUGUCUCUCUCUCUCUGUGUCUCUCUUUAUGUCUCCCUCUCUAUGUCUCUCUCUCCCUCCCUCUGUCUGUCUCUCCUCAUCUCUGUGUUCCUGAGGCGUUGCAGACAAGGAGGUGUGCCUUUAUAAAACUUGACUCUUGUAGCAUGUUUCAAGGACAUCUUUGUUAUUGUGAUCAGCUCUGCUCAAUCAAACGUGUUGAAAGGGACCAAACACAUACUGAAGCAUGUGUUUCCGGGGAAACGGGACAGCGACAGUGCUUUAGGGUCAUGUGACUAGGUGCCGGGGUCAGGUGAUUGGAGCGUCACAGCUCUAAACUGAACAGCUCACUGGGAAAAGGUCGACUCAAAGACUGUACCAUGCUCGUCUCUUUAGCUUUCUCCUAUACCAAAUGUCUCAUUUAAAUACCAAAUUCAGAAUUUAGGGAGGUAGAGAAAGGAGGAGGAAUGGAGAGAGGAGAAGAGCUGUCAAGUGUUUUUCAAGACACUCAGAUCACCCAUGUUAAUCUACAUCUCUGUACGCUAGAACAAUUGAACAAAUUGCGGAAAAAUGUUCUCCUGUUUUAUUGCAAAUAACAAAGUCAACCAAAUCAUCUAUCACCUUCCAGCUAUGUUCCACAGUGCUAUUAGCUAUUAGCAUGAUAUGUUCCAUAUCAUGGCUAUUAGCUAACAACGCUAACGCUUUAGCAACCAAGCCAUGUUAAACGUGUCCCCGUUAGCAGAAAGCUAGCAAGCUAGCAACAGCGCCGUGUUGAACCCGAGUCUAACAACAGCUGGCUGUUAGCAAGCUGACAAAAAAAGCUGUGUUAAACCCUGAGUGUAACACUUAUCUGGCUGCUAGCAGGCUAGCCACAGAGCCAUAUUGCACCUAGUGUUAAUAGUUAUCUGGCUGCUAGCAGGCCUCCCCAGCCCAGCCUCCAUGCAGGGAGAAGAUGAGAUUAAGACUGAGACGCAGUGGACUGAUUGGUCAUCCUGCUUGUUGAAAGAGUUAUUAUAGCAGUGGCCCACAGCUUCAGCCGGCCUGGUUAUUCGAUUUAACGAGGAGGCAGGAGGUGAUUAGAGCUUCCUCUCCUUGCCUCUCCUCCCCACGUCCCUUCCUGCGUUCUCCUCAUCAGCUGUGAUUUCUCCUCCUGUUCUCUUCCAGUUCUCCUCUGUUCCACCGUAUCAGUUAUAUAUAUAUCCAGGGGUUCCACGUGUCUCGCUGUCCCGUCAGUGUUCCGUGUUCUAGAACCGUCUACUGGCUGCUGGUACACCGAGGAUGCCAGUUUUCUGUGACGGGCAUAUGGGGUUGGAAAAAGGGAUGGAAAAAAACAAACAUAACGUUUGCGUUAUAUUUCGCUACAUUGCACAACUUUGCACACAGUUGCCUUAGGUUGUACCGUAACAUUUGGUGUGUUCAGUGCUUCUUCGCGGCAAAUGCCGUAAUAUUGAGAUGUUUCUACGUGUUCUGAUGAUUUAAAAAAUAAUUGUAUUGUGGUUGAGUUUUUGAUUCUGUUCUGAGCUUGUGGUUAUUGUGUGUGGAGAAUGACACAGCCCACAGGCAUUACU